Pleuronectes platessa (European plaice) is the source of this 4126-nucleotide messenger RNA. It is a transcript of the gene brox, whose product is annotated as BRO1 domain and CAAX motif containing. The transcript has 13 exons. The coding region runs from base 136 to 1368 and encodes 410 amino acids. The record is from RefSeq and is a predicted model, not a curated record. Lineage: Eukaryota; Metazoa; Chordata; Actinopteri; Pleuronectiformes; Pleuronectidae.
CCGGGUAUACGUCACGUGAUUGACGCGCCUGGUUUCAUUGGCCGACUUCUGCUCCUUGUUUAUUUCCGGAAGUAAGUUAUCAGUGUCACACUUUCCAUCAGGACUAUCAAACAUCUCCAACGACGCAACAACAGGAUGGCACAUUGGUUUCACAGGAACCCACUGAAGGCAACAGCGCCUGUGUCCUUUAAUUUUUAUGGUGUGGCAGGGAGCCCCUCUGCCAAUAAGAUAUGCAAUGACCUGAGGACAACCAGGGCGAGGCUGCUGGAGAUGUUCACUGAUGUCACCUGCAACCCAGAGAUCAUGAAAAAUGCCACAGAUGCAUACUUCUCCCUCUUACAAGGCUUCAUCUCAUCCUUGGAUGGAACUACACAGGAGAACAAAAUGAGGUUCAUCCAGAACUUCAAGUGGACUGACACCUUACAAGGAAACACACCAAGUGCCCAGCAGGAUGCAGUGUUUGAAAUGGUCUCCAUGGCCUUCAAUGUAGCCGUCUGGUACACCAAGUUUGCCUCACGACUAGCAGGCAAAGAAAACAUAACAGAGCCUGAGGCAAAAGACGUUCACCGGAGCCUGAAGGUUUCUGCUGGAAUGUUCAAAAACCUCAAGGACGUUCACAUCCCUCGCCUCAUCACCCCGGCUGAAAAGGGCAGAGACCUGGAGCCCCGAGUGAUGGAUGCAUACAUCAUCCAGUGCCAAGCAGAAGCACAAGAAGUGACAAUUGCCAGGGCGAUUGAACUGAAGCACAACGCCACUCUCAUCGCAGCGCUGGCAUUUGAAACAGCAAACUUCUAUCAAAAAGCUGACCACACACUGAACACAUUGGAGCCAGAGUGCAGCAGCAAGUGGAGGAAGUAUUUUCAGCUGAAGUGGCACUUUUACAUGGCUUAUGCAUACUGUUAUCAUGGGCAGACACUGCUGGCAAGUGACAAGUGUGGUGAGGCCAUAAGAUCUCUCCAGGAAGCAGAAAAGUGUUACUCCCGUGCUGAGGCGCUGUGUAAAGAGUAUCGUCAGACCAAAGGCCCGGGCACCACAGCCAAACCAUCAGAGCAACUGUUCUUCCUCAAACUGGGCGGCCUCAUUAAAAUCACACUGGAGAAGUGCCAGAGAGAAAAUGGAUUUAUAUACUUCCAUAAGGUCCCAGUUGAGGCCCCCCUGCUGGAGCUGAAGGCGAGUUACGGCCUGGCUGAGCCGGUCACAUUUGAGCUGCCGCCUCUCAGCGAGCUGUGCACUCCUGAGGUUUACGCCACCUUCGAUCUGACUAAAGGAGCCAAAAAUGGAAAGGCAAAACCCAAGGAGGAGGAGGUGAAACCAGUGAAGGAGCCAGAUUUGAAGCCUCAGACAGACACAGGCUGUGUCAUUUCCUAAACCCCCCAAACACUUCAUGUACAGCAUCAUGCUUCACCUCCAUCGACUGUACUGAUGGCAUCUAUAUUUCCUUCCAAGUAUACAUCCAUAGGAAAUGUAUUUUUUAAUUAAUCCAUGACGUUUUACAUUUAUGCUAAGACAUGUGUAUUGUAUUUGGGUAUGACUGCCGUUGUUAUUGCAUUUAAACCAGAGCCAGUUAAACAUCAUAGCUCACAUGUUUGGAGUUUAAUUAGGGCCCGAGCACCGACAGUGCUUUCGCUUGAUUGUUCAGGAAAAUUAGUCGUAUUUUUGACGGCUUAAACAUACUCAAAAACUCUAAACUUCGCGGGCGUAUCAGGCAUGAUGAAAAUGUAUGUAUUCUGGAGUAAUCUAAAUGGCUCAACGGUGCCCCCUAAAACACAACAGGAGGUCGGCCAUCUUUGAUUUUGUGGUCAUUUGGGCUGUUUUACAUGUGUAUUUUUAACAAACUCCUAGAGCUUUCAUCAGAUCAACCUUCUCAAACUAAACAUCAAACCUCUUUCACACAAUCGCAUUCCCGCCCUAAACAGAUCCGUAUGUCAAUAUUGACUCAUCGUCACUGUGCCUACUGCUGGGGACAGGAAGUGACAAGUUUUAUACUUUGAUGCUUCGAGUAUGUUCAAGCCGUCAAAACAGCCCUCAGCCUUGCUUUGACCUCAUUGGAUCUCUCCAGAGGUUUUUCCCGUCAGUCUGUAACCUCAGCAGAGUCUUCUUUGUUUCGCAGAGCUGGAUAUUGAGGUCAGCACUGAAACUCUUCUCCUGUACCAGCAAUUCAAAGAGCUCCAGAUAUUGAUUUGCCACCUUUUUCUUAUUUUUUUACUUUCGCCCCCUUCCCCACUAGGCUCCCGAUAGUCAUCGUACAUGAUGAACAUUUUUUUUCAUCCUCUGCAGUUCUUGUCUGCUCUUCUCUUCAUUCUCCUUUUCCCUCAGUUCUGCAAGGUACAGAGGGAAAUGGAUCAGCCGUAGGUCACUCAUCUUGUGUGCAUUUAUGGUCUUUUCCUCGUUUAACGUCACUGCUGAGUUUAGUUGUUCAGAUGAUUACACAGAAUAUCUUAAACCUUUGAUACACAAGCUACGCAAACCCCUUCUAAUGCACAACAUGGGUCAAAGAUGACCCGUAUUCAUUUCCUGUGUUAAUUCAUGCACGGCUGGAAGUUUCUUUGCCAUAUUCUUUUAUAAGUUAUAUGUAGAAGAAAACGUCUUCAUUUAGGAGAAGUCAUCAAAGCAGCCUACUUCAUUUAGGAGAGCUGGAGUCCAAGACACACCCACAACUCCAGCUUGAUUCUACAGUGUAGAACAUAGUCUAGGUCCUCCGCAAUCAGAGAUUUCAGACUCGCAAUCAAGAUUAAGAAUUGCCUCAUCAUUUCCCCCAUCCUGUUCUUCAUACAGCAUCUUUAUGACCAUUAUACCUUGAGUCUAAAAUGAUAGCGACUAGCCAACAAUCUGUAUAAAGAGAAUCAAAAGCAUAUUUUCAGAUGCAUAUGAAUCAGUCAAUUAAGUAUAUACUGUUAUAUUUCGUGCUUUAUUUUGUGGAUCUAGCUAUGGUUUGCCAACGAGAAAAGAAGCUAGCUAGCUAACCGCUAGUUAGUAUUGUACAUCUUUCUCUUUCUAACUAUUAAUGAUUAGUGAGAAAGAAAAUAAGACUUACAAGCAUCAGAUGGGCAAAAGCAGCUGUCUGAAAUUAAUAGUAGGUGUUCCGUAAUGAAAACAUACUGUAUGGGUCAUUUUAGACCGAUGUGUUGAAAAGUGAUGUAGAAAUACAAAAUGUACUUUCGUUCAUAAAGUAAGAAAGGAUAAUGAUUUGUAAUCAAAAACAAGAUAUUUAAUGAAUAUUUAGAAUAUUUAUUGAUAAAAUACUUUCAUUUCAAACAUAUCAAAGAAACACUCAUGCUUGAAAUAACACUAGAAGUGAAUACGGGAUCCUUUUUGACCCAUGUUGUACAUUAAAAGGGUAUUUAUACAAACAAUAUUUUGAUUGAAAAAGUAACAAAGUAAACAUUUAAAUACGGAUUAAGAUUGGAGAUCUUUUGAUCAUCACAAAUCCUUAAUACAUUUUUCUCCAAUCCAAGUUAAUUGCGGAAUACCUGAAAUACCGAAUGAUGAAAUUCAAAAGAUAUAGAUCAAAAAAGAGCUGGGUCACUUUGUUGUAUAUCAAAGGGUUAAGCUGAAAGAAUAACACUUGUUUGUGACUUUCAACAGUAACUCCACCCAGGCUUUAUAAAAAUUGAACACUUCAAAGGAUUCAUUAGGGCAAAUAAUUCUUUGUCAUUUUGCUUUAAUGAUACAGUGUCAGUGGUCAUACAUUCCUUUGAUGUCUUAGACUGUUGUUAAAGGAAACAUUGUAUACGAUCUGAAGAGAAACAUGUGUUUUUGCCCUGAACAGAUUUAUUAGUCUGACAGUGAUAUCACCACUUAUUUACCAAAAGGGAGGUAAGCCUCGUUUUACAUUAAUUCGAUUUAAAUAACAUUUUCAACAAAUGGACAGGUCUUCUAGGCCUUGGUUAGGAUAACUUUUGAAAGAUUUUCUUUAAUUUAGGAUAUUUAUACUGAUGAAAAAGCCUUAUGGGCAAUGCAGUAAUAUGAAUGGUGCCUUUGCCUGCAUUAACCUGUUCACUGUUUCCUCUUAUAAGUGUCUGGGUGUUAAACUCUUAACCGCUUUAUUGCUCUGGCCUUGUGAUAGACAAUUUAAAAAAGGCACAUCGGUCUAUUAAACUUAAUAAAUGGUUAUAUAUUGAAUAUA